CGUUGAGUAUCUGCAGGACGAUGAAACUUUUCCUGCUCCAAUGUUUGGUGGUUUUGAAUUUUCACUACGGAAAAUCCUACGUCGCACCCGUACUCAGUGUUUGCUCUCGGAACGAUCCGAAUCUGGCCCGGUGCAUCACCGACGUGGUGUACCGGAUCAGGAAAAAUGUGGCCGAUGGAAACUAUGGCGACGGAAGGGCGGCACCGAAGCUCGACCCGAUGCACUUGCCGCAGUUGGCCAUCAAUAAUGGACCCGGAUUUCGGCUGACCCUGACGGAUGUUACCAUUCGCGGUGCCAGCGAGUUCAAUAUCGAUAAACUUCGUGAUAAUUUGCCGGAGAAGAGGUUCGAUAUUGUUUCAACGAUUCCGGUGAUGCGCGUUAGUGGGCAGUACGAUUUGGAUAUGAAUAUUCUGCUGGUGAAAGCGACUGGAAAAGGAAAAUUCAACCUUGUGCUGAACGACACGAUCGCCAGCAUGCGAAUGGAAUACCAGACGGUACCGGCCGCCAGCGGCGGUAAAACCUACGUCCGCUUCAAUCCGAUCGAGCUGAAGCUAAAGUUCUCGAAGGCUCGCUUCAACUUCAACGGCCUGUUCAAUGGCGAUCCGGCCCUGGAAGAGUUCGGCAACAAGGCCAUCAACGAGAAUCCGCACCUGCUGCUGGACGAGGUCAAACCAUCGUUCGAGCGCAAUCUGGCCCGAAUCUUCACCGACAUCUCGAACAGCGUGGUACAGGGCGCGGAAGAGUCGGAACUGCUUCCGUCAUGA
This is a messenger RNA of Sabethes cyaneus, 764 nucleotides long. Its product is annotated as putative beta-carotene-binding protein. The transcript is spliced from 4 exons. The coding region runs from base 21 to 764 and encodes 247 amino acids. The record is from RefSeq and is a predicted model, not a curated record. NCBI's taxonomy places the organism in Eukaryota, Metazoa, Arthropoda, Insecta, Diptera, Culicidae.